UAACGCUAAAUCACUACAGCGGAUGCCAGUUUCAAACCAGUGUGUUAUUGAUAGAUUCACUGCUGGUCAGUUGACGCCUGUACCGGUUGUCUAACUUGAUUAUUGUCAACUCGCAAAGCAAAAGGCGUAACAAACCACGCAAGGGAAGACCCGCAGGCGUAAAUAGUCUCAUUGGUCACUGCACAAAAAAUCAGAAGUUGUAUAGCACCACCUUAAACGUGUGGGUAACCAAACCACAAGCGAUAUAUAUAACAUAUUCGCGAGGUGGGAAAUCAGUGCAGAAUAUACAGCUUAGAAAGAAUGGUUAGAAGUACUAAAGUAAUGGAAGAACCAACCAACAUAGCAACUGUUAGUUCUAAAGAACUAUCUAAACCCGAAGGAUUACAAAUACCCGUUGAAAUCAGCGACGAUGCUUCUUCCAGUAAAGAGGAUUCUGAAAAUGUGUAUUCCUACUUUAGCCUAUAUCGGUACAUGGGAUGUCUUGACUACUUAUUAGUCGUUGCGGGUACUGUCUUUGGUCUAGCAUGCGGAGCCGCUGCUCCACUUUUGUUCUUUUUCUUCGGAGACUUGGUCACGGAGUUUACUGACUUUGGAGUCUACAAGUCAUGUUCGUUUAACUACCAGCUGUGUACUACUCGUGGUCUGGUUAAUAUAAGCGAACAGGAGUGGAACCGGGUAGUUCUAACAGCCGUUCGGAGAUUUGAAGACGACAGUAUCGCUACUGUUAUUAAGUUUGUGUACGUCGGAGUCGCCGUUUUCGUUUGUGCGGGCGUGUUUGUUGCUUGUUGGUCUACACUAUCUGUACGACAGGCACGGAAUAUUCGUCUUAAAUGUUUUCAUGCGUUAUUACAGCAAGAUAUGGCGUUUCAUGAUAAGAAUACUGCGGGUGAACUGAAUGCACAGCUAGCAGAAGAUAUCCCGAAAAUCCAGGAUGGUCUGGGCGACAAAGUCGGCAUUACUUUGCAAAACAUCGGGAUGUUAAUAGGAUGUCUUGUCGUUGCUUUCUUAAAAACGUGGAAAGUAACGUUAGUGAAUCUUGCUAUUGCUCCGUUUCUUGGAAUAGUCUCGAGCAUCGUUUUCCAGGUAAACACAAUGUUCGACGGAAAAGAGGCGAAAGCUUACGCGAAAGCUGGAUCUCUUGCUGAAGAAACUUUACAUUCAAUUCGAACAGUUCUUGCAUACGGAUGUCAAGAUAAGAUAGUGGAUCGAUUUGGCAAGAAUCUAGAUUCGGCUAAACAAGUCGGAAUAAAAAAGGGAUUAGUUCUUGGGUUAAGCAUUGGAAUUUCCCGCUGUUUGGUUUACGCAAUGUACGCUGCUUCGUUCUGGUAUGGAUCCGUUUUAGUGGUGGACAAAGAAAUACGCGUAGGAGAUUUCGUGACGUCAUUAUCUUGCGUCAUAUUUUUCUCGUUUGCAUUCGGAGGGGUCAUGAAAAAUUGGGAAUACUUAAGCGGAGCAAAAUCCGCUGGAAACAGAAUCUUUAAAAUUAUCGACAGGAAAUCGAAAAUUGAUGUUUUUUCGAAUGACGGUAUUCGACCACAAGACCCGAGAUUUACUGUUGAGUUUAAAAACGUUUCGUUCAGCUAUCCUUCAAGACCCGAUACGGAGAUCUUGAAAGAUGUUACCUUCCAAGUUGAAGAAGGUCAACAGAUUGCCAUCAUCGGUGGUAGUGGAUGCGGUAAAAGUACAGCCAUGCGUUUAAUCCAACGAUUUUAUGAUGCCAACGAAGGAGAAGUGCUCGUGGCAGGCCAUGACGUGAAAACGCUCAACGUUAACUGGUUAAGAGACAUGAUAGGCGUUGUGGACCAAGAGCCAGUUCUUUUUAAUACAACCAUUGGCGAAAAUAUUCGAUGGGGAAGAGAAAACGUUACUGACGAUGAAAUGGCAGAAGCUUGCAAACUUGCGAAUGCUUACGAUUUUAUAAAGGUUUUGCCAGAGAAAUUCAACACUUUGGUUGGAGAGUCUGGUGCCCAGUUAUCAGGUGGACAGAAGCAAAGAAUCGCCAUCGCGCGAGCUAUAGUUCGUAAACCAUCAAUACUUCUACUUGAUGAAGCAACAUCAGCACUUGAUACGUACAAUGAAGCUGUUGUACAAUCAGCACUAAACAACGCUAUGAAAGGUCGUACAACCAUAAUGGUUGCGCAUAGACUAUCUACUAUAAAAGAUACGGAUAAGAUCAUCACAUUAAAAGGAGGUUCAGUCACUCAGGUGUGCACGUAUGAUGAGUUAGACAAAAGUGAAAUGGGCGCUUAUGAGAAGAAGCCAAAACCUAAAGAUUUUAAAAAAGUCCCGAAACCCAAACCAAAGUUCACACAAAGAAAACGCACGAAAAGGAGAACCACCAUGAGAAAACUAACACGCUCACUCACAUCGUUAAACAAGACUUCGGAUUUGGAAAGCAAUGCAUCUGAUGACGAAGAAAGUGAAUCCGGUGAAGACGUCAUGAUUCUUCCGGAAGAUGCUCCGAUGAUGAGAUUGAUAAAGAUGAACAAACCAGAAUGGCCCUACAUUGCAGUUGGUUGUGUCUCUGCUCUCUUCGCCGGAGCAGGAGAUCCGGUUCUUGCUCUUCUAUUCGGUCGAGUGCUCACUGUGUUCACUUCUUCCAAUGAUCAACUUUAUUGGUCGAGACUUUACGCAAUAUUAAUGUUUGUUCUUGGAGUUAUUACAUUCGUAUCGUAUACGAUUAAGUCGAGCACCUUCGGAAAAUCAGGCAUGGAAUUGACUGUUCGACUGCGUACAUCAUCCUUUCGUGCUAUGUUGGGCCAGGAAGUUGCUUAUUUUGAUGACCCAGUAAACAGCACGUCCAAUCUCUGCAAUAGAUUAUCCUCUGAUGCCGCUAAAGUACAAGGAGCAACCGGAGAAAGAUUGGGAUUGCUCUUUCAAAACUUUUCAGCUUUAGGUAUAGCCAUCAUUAUAUCGUUUGUAUAUAGCUGGCAGAUGGCGCUAAUGUUGUUUGGAUUAAUCCCCUUUCUCAUUGUAAGUGGUUUUGUCGACAUGAUGUUACAAACUGGUGCAACAAAACAAAAUGAUUUUGAGAAAGCAGGUGAACUUUCCUCGCAAAGUAUUAACAAUAUACGUUUGGUGGCUUCAUUUACAAAAGAGAAAGAGAUAUAUCGGUCGUACGAAAAAGCUCUAGAAAAACCAAUGAGAAAUUCUCUAAAGUUUGGAUUCAUCACUAGUUUAUCUUAUGGAUAUUCGCAAAGUAUCGUCCAGUUCAGUGUAGCGGCGAUAUUUCGACUUGGUAUAUACCUCGUAGCAUAUGAUGAUCUAACGUUCGAAAGCGUAUUUGUGGUUCUUCUUGCUGUUACCUUCGGGGCAAUAGCAGCAGGCCAAAACGCUAUCUAUGCCCCUGAUUAUGCCGCCGCAAAACUAUCCGCUGCCCGAAUUAUCAAAUUACUUGACAGAGUUCCCACCAUUAACCCUUAUUCUGAUGAUGGACUUAAACCAGCCAACUGUUCCGGAGAGAUCCAAUUAGAACUAGUUGAGUUUUACUACCCAACUAGACCAGAUGUUGAAGUGUUGAAGAAAUGUUCAAUAAAAGUUGCUUGUGGUCAAACAUUGGCGUUGGUUGGAAAAUCAGGAUGUGGAAAAUCUACAGUUAUUCAGCUUAUUGAAAGAUUUUAUGAUGUGGCUGGUGGUAAAGUGCUUUUGGAUGGAGUCGACAUCAAGUUACUGAACGUUGAAUGGUUACGUGGACAGAUAGGACUCGUCUCGCAAGAACCUUCGCUAUUCAAUCAAACUAUCAAAGAAAAUAUUACUUUUGGACAGACCACGAGACCAGUUUCUGAUGACGACAUCAAAAAAGCUGCUGAAAUGGCUCAUAUUGAAGAAUUUAUUGACUCCCUUGCCGAAAAAUAUGACACCAAUGUUGGAGGGAAGCAAUUAUCUGCCGGCCAAAAGCAACGAAUAGCUAUUGCUCGUGCUCUUGUCCGAGAACCUCGUGUUUUACUUUUGGACGAAGCAACUUCGGCACUGGAUAAUGAAAGUGAAAAGGUAUACGUGCUAGAAUGUGUAUUUUCCCAUGUCGCCUACCUUCAGCGAAGCGAUAGGCUUUAACAUCUAGUGAGGUCC
Messenger RNA from Ciona intestinalis (vase tunicate), 4068 nucleotides. The record is from RefSeq and is a predicted model, not a curated record. NCBI's taxonomy places the organism in Eukaryota, Metazoa, Chordata, Ascidiacea, Phlebobranchia, Cionidae.